Messenger RNA from Lactuca virosa, 1401 nucleotides. The record is from the annotation of a GenBank genome assembly. NCBI's taxonomy places the organism in Eukaryota, Viridiplantae, Streptophyta, Magnoliopsida, Asterales, Asteraceae.
GAGCUCUCUCUUCCCCAAAAUCUUCCCAUAUAAAACACAUAGAAAACAGAAGCUUAUACUCCAAGCACAACAUCACCACCCUCCUUUUUUUAUUAUUAUUUAUUAUUUUUAAUUUUUUUUUUUAAAUUGAUAUAAAUACAUAAUUAAUAUAUCCAAACCAAAGAAGCAAAGCAUCUCUUCUUCUUCUUCUUCUUGGACACCUCCUUGCUUUCUCCUGAGGAUCAAAGAACACGUGGCAACCAGUGAUGGGAGCUGAUACAACAACCUCAAAUUACUGGUUAAAUUGGAGAGUUUUUCUAUGUGUUGUAUGGGUUUUAACAGCAAUGUGUUUGUCUUCAUAUCUUAUAACAAAAUAUGAAGGACCCUUGAAUGGAAAAUCAAGAAAUAGAAAUGAAGAUGAAGAUGAAGAAGAUAAUGAUGAUGAUUAUGGAGGGGUGUUGUAUGAUGAUGAAGUUUGGAAGCCAUGUUUGAAAGGAAUCCAUCCAGCUUGGUUGAUGACUUUCAGAAUAUUUGCUUUUUUUGUGCUCUUGAUUCUUAUUAUCUUAAAUGCCAUUGUUGAUGGAGGCAGCAUAUUUUACUACUACACACAGUGGACUUUUACAUUGAUAACAAUAUAUUUUGGGAUUGGAUCCAUGUUGUCAAUUUACGGAUGCUAUCAAUACCACAACAAAGUCGGUGGUGACAGAAGUGAGGAAUUAGACGAAGAGCAAGCUGUAAGAGAUGAAAUUACCAAUUUGCCCCAAUCUGGGAAAAUCAUAGGCGCUAAAAAUCGAAGACAGCCUCGCCAAGUCGCCGGCUUUUGGGGGUAUACUUUUCAGAUCAUGUUUCAGAUGCAAGCAGGUGCAGUUGUGCUUACUGACUGCGUUUUCUGGUUUAUCAUAGUCCCAUUUCUUGCCAUUAAAGAUUAUAAUUUAAAUUUUUUCAUUAUUAAUAUGCACUCGAUCAAUGCUGUGUUUUUGCUUGGUGACACUGCAUUGAAUAGCUUGAGAUUUCCUUGGUUUCGAAUUGCAUACUUUGUCCUCUGGACAUGUGUUUUUGUUGUUUUCCAGUGGAUUGUUCAUGCGUGCAUAGCACUUUGGUGGCCUUACCCUUUUCUUGAUCUCGCAUCUUCAUUUGCUCCAUUAUGGUAUUUAUUAGUAGCAUUGUUGCAGAUACCAUGUUAUGGAAUUUUUGUUCUUGUGAUAAAACUGAAGCAUUUUCUCCUGUCCAAAUACUUCCCUGAUUCUAAUCAAUACACUCUAUGAUGAUGAUGACGACGAUGAUACACAUGGAGAUUUAAUACACAUGGAGAUUUUCUAGUGAGACUGAUAAAAAUGUUAGAAUGUUAAUAGCAUUCGUAGAGAAAUUGGCAUAUAAUUGUUUGCUGUAAUUAUACGUUAUAUAUACAAGCUUGGAGCAUUA